Chaetura pelagica (chimney swift) is the source of this 1771-nucleotide messenger RNA. RefSeq names its product cleavage stimulation factor, 3' pre-RNA, subunit 1, 50kDa (gene CSTF1). The record is from RefSeq and is a predicted model, not a curated record. Gene Ontology annotation, cellular component: mRNA cleavage stimulating factor complex. The coding region runs from base 23 to 1318 and encodes 431 amino acids. Gene Ontology annotation, molecular function: protein binding; RNA binding. Gene Ontology annotation, biological process: mRNA 3'-end processing. NCBI's taxonomy places the organism in Eukaryota, Metazoa, Chordata, Aves, Apodiformes, Apodidae. The transcript has 5 exons.
UCCAAGGCAUUCCUUGCUCACAAUGUAUAGAACAAAAGUCAGUUUGAAAGACCGUCAGCAACUUUAUAAACUGAUAAUUAGUCAGCUGCUGUAUGAUGGAUACAUAAAUAUUGCCAAUGGCUUGAUAAAUGAGAUAAAACCACAGUCAGUCUGUGCACCAUCUGAACAACUGCUGCACCUAAUUAAGUUAGGAAUGGAGAACGAUGACAGUGCUGUUCAAUAUGCAAUUGGACGGUCAGAUACGGUAGCUCCAGGCACAGGAAUUGACUUGGAAUUUGAUGCAGAUGUACAGACCAUGUCUCCUGAGGCUUCUGAAUAUGAGACUUGUUAUGUCACAUCUCAUAAAGGACCGUGUCGUGUAGCUACGUACAGCAGAGAUGGACAGUUAAUAGCUACAGGAUCUGCUGAUGCCUCAAUAAAAAUUCUUGAUACAGAGAGAAUGUUGGCCAAAAGUGCUAUGCCCAUUGAGGUCAUGAUGAAUGAGACAGCACAGCAAAACAUGGAAAAUCACCCUGUUAUUCGGACUCUGUAUGAUCAUGUGGAUGAAGUUACGUGUUUAGCUUUUCAUCCAACAGAACAGAUCCUAGCAUCUGGUUCAAGGGACUACACACUUAAAUUGUUUGAUUAUUCAAAGCCUUCUGCCAAAAGAGCCUUCAAAUAUAUACAGGAAGCAGAGAUGUUGCGCUCAAUUUCUUUUCAUCCUUCUGGAGAUUUCAUACUUGUUGGCACCCAGCACCCUACGUUACGACUCUAUGAUAUCAAUACUUUCCAGUGUUUUGUGUCUUGCAACCCUCAAGACCAGCACACUGAUGCCAUCUGCUCAGUCAAUUACAAUGCCAGUGCAAACAUGUAUGUGACAGGAAGUAAGGAUGGCUGCAUCAAACUGUGGGAUGGAGUUUCAAAUCGCUGCAUCACUACUUUUGAGAAAGCACAUGAUGGAGCUGAAGUCUGUUCUGCUAUUUUCUCCAAAAAUUCAAAGUAUAUCUUGUCAAGUGGAAAAGACUCUGUAGCUAAACUAUGGGAGAUAUCCACUGGUCGAACACUGGUGAAAUACACAGGAGCUGGUUUGAGUGGACGACAAGUACACAGGACACAAGCUGUCUUCAACCACACAGAAGACUAUGUGCUGCUUCCAGAUGAAAGGACCAUAAGUCUCUGCUGCUGGGAUUCAAGAACUGCUGAACGGAGAAAUCUUCUUUCUCUCGGGCACAACAGCAUUGUCCGUUGCAUUGUCCAUUCUCCCACCAAUCCUGGCUUCAUGACCUGCAGUGAUGACUACAGGGCUAGGUUUUGGUACAGAAGGUCAACAACAGACUAAGGACAGCUUCAUCAAACAGUUGAUUAUCCAGCUUCACUCUAUCAUCUUGUAUUGAUUGUACUGCCAACGGAUGCCUAGAUGAAAGCCGAGCUGUGUCUGUUUUUUACUUCUGUCAAAUGUGGCAGAAAGAGAAAAAUACUGAGAUUAAGUUUUGCCCCAUGCUAAUUUUCUUAUUAGUGUGUGUGGCAUUAAUUUUAUAAGUCAUCUCUAAUUAUACUCAAGGAGUGAGGGGGGAGAAUAAAAUGCUCCUUACAGGAAGGACUUCAGCUUGUUCUGUCUUUCUAAAUCCCAUGAGAGAUAAUGUGACUGUAUCUUGCUCAAACUGGGCAGUAUGAGCCAGUUUUGCUCUGCAUUGUAUCUGUGCAAUCCCUCUGAAGUCUAAGAAAGGAUUGCACAAGUAAUAGCAGAACUUGGCAAAUAUUUUAAUGAAGCCUUAAUCUGCCUUCAGUUCUG